Eutrema salsugineum is the source of this 863-nucleotide messenger RNA. RefSeq names its product RING-H2 finger protein ATL67. The record is from RefSeq and is a predicted model, not a curated record. Gene Ontology annotation, biological process: protein ubiquitination. Gene Ontology annotation, molecular function: transferase activity. The transcript has a single exon. NCBI's taxonomy places the organism in Eukaryota, Viridiplantae, Streptophyta, Magnoliopsida, Brassicales, Brassicaceae. The coding region runs from base 58 to 702 and encodes 214 amino acids.
CUCUCUCUCCUUCUCUCUCUCCCACAUGGACCCAUUUUUCUUCUUCUUAACCAUCAAAUGUCAACCGCCUCCUCCUCCUCCGCCGUCUUCCUCCACCAUCCUCCUCUCCCGCCGUCUCCGCCACACGCCCCCAACCACACCUACCUCACAACUCUAGGCUUCGGCUACUCCAUAGCCAUAGCUCUCGGUUUCCUCGUACUCCUCUCCACCGUCCUUUUAUCCUCCUACAUCUGUUGCCGCGACUCUCGCCGCCGCACAACUGCCGUUGAGUCCACCGGAGAACGUGGCGGAAGCGUAAUCCUCCCCCGCAUAAUCUUCGUCGCCGAAGAAGACAACGAAGAUCUCGAAGCGGGUGACGUCAUCGUUGGUCUCGAUCAAGCCGUCAUAAACUCCUACCCUAAGUUCCACUUCUCCAAAGAAACCUCCGCCGCGUCCUCCGAUGGAUUUGGCGGCGGAGGAGAUACGACGUGUUCGAUCUGUUUGUGUGAGUAUAGAGAAGCGGAGAUGCUGAGGAUGAUGCCCGAGUGUAAACACUACUUCCAUUUAUGUUGUCUUGACGCGUGGCUGAAACUCAACGGUUCAUGUCCUGUUUGCCGGAACUCGCCGCUUCCGACGCCGACAUCUACGCCUCUGUCUACACCAUUGUCGGAAGUUGUGCCGCUCUCGCAGUACGCCGCCGAUCGGAGGAGAGCAAGAAGAUGAUUUUUUUUUUUUUUAAAAUAGAUCCAUUCGCCCUUAAUAUUAUUAAUUAUUUUUGCUCCGUUUCAACUUUCAUUACAACUUUACUGAUUUGUAAUUAAAAAAAACUCCGUCAAAAUUAAGUUCAGUUUGUCAUUAAUAUCAUCGAAAUGAAAUCCAAUUUG